AAAAAACAAGCCGUAUAUUACGCUGGAUGAUGACAGUGCGUUUUGUUUGUGUAAAAAGAUUGUUCGUUAGGUAUCUGUCAUCGUUGACAUCUGUCAUUUUUUCUUAAGACGUAUUCUUUAGCCAUCAGCAUGUUGACAUUUCUUCAUUGAUUUAGAGGGAAGGGCGUUUCGACAAGUGAUAAUUGUCAUCAUAUCGUAUCAGAUUCUUUUCAAUGAAAUAGUGACAUGUAAAUGAACGAACGGUCAGUACAGUCAGUAGUGAGUAGUAAGAAAAUAUGGCUGGUGCUAUGCUUUUUGAAAGAGCCCAAUCUGUACCUUCUCAGCACGAGAAAUUGUUAAAAUUGGAUAGAGAUAAUGAAGAUGAAGAGCAAAGUAUUGUCAACAAAGAGCAAGAUAUUCUCAAUUUGGGUGAGAAGUAUAAAAAGGAGGGCAAGGCGAAAGAACUGGCCGAGCUCAUAAAGGCCACUAGGCCUUUUUUAAGUUUAAUAAGCAAAGCAAAAGCAGCUAAAUUGGUAAGAUCUUUAGUCGAUUACUUCUUGGAUUUGGAAGCUGGUAUUGGUAUUGAAGUACAACUAUGUAAAGAAUGUAUAGAAUGGGCGAAAGAAGAACGAAGAACUUUUCUACGUCAGUCUCUGGAGGCAAGACUCAUUGCUUUAUAUUUUGACACUGGAAUGUAUACAGAAGCACUACAAUUGGAAUCUACUCUACUUAAGGAAUUGAAGAAAUUGGAUGACAAAAAUUUGUUAGUAGAAGUUCAGUUACUUGAAAGCAAAACAUAUCACGCUUUGAGUAAUUUACCGAAAGCUAGAGCUGCUUUAACAUCAGCAAGAACAACAGCAAAUGCUAUUUAUUGCCCUCCCAAAAUGCAAGCUGCUUUAGAUUUACAAUCAGGUGUAUUACAUGCUGCCGAUGAGAAAGAUUUCAAAACAGCCUACUCAUAUUUCUACGAAGCCUUCGAAGGUUUUGAUAGUGUAGAAUCACCCAAAGCACUUACGGCUCUCAAAUAUAUGCUUCUAUCAAAAAUAAUGGUCAGCAGUCCCGAAGAUGUCCAACAUAUUGUUAGUGGUAAGCUGGCUUUCAAACAUGCCGGCGAGGAUAUAGAAGCAAUGAAAGCAGUCGCACAAGCAGCACACAAACGUUCUCUUGCAGAUUUCCAACAGGCCGUCAAGCAGUAUAAACACGAAUUAGAAGAUGAUGUUAUUGUUAGAGCACAUUUAGGAACUUUGUAUGACAAUAUGUUGGAACAGAACCUUUGCAGAAUUAUAGAACCAUAUUCCAGGGUGCAGGUCGAGUAUAUAGCUAAAGCGAUAAAGCUUCCAGUACUUCAAGUAGAGAAAAAGCUUUCCCAAAUGAUUUUAGAUGCAAAGUUUCAUGGAAUAUUGGAUCAGGGCGAAGGUGUCCUAAUAGUUUUUGAAGAGAGUGCAGUAGAUAAAACAUAUGAAAUGGCCCUAGAAACAAUCCAGAGUAUGAGCAAAGUAGUAGACACCCUCUAUCAAAAAGCGAAGAAAUUGUCAUAGGUAUAAUAUAGCAGAAACAAAAAAAAAAUGUUGUGAAAAUAAAUGACUGUAAAUUUUUUUCCAAACUAGUUUUUUCUCAAUAUCGAGUUUAUAUAAUAACAAUUAUUUAAUUCGCUUAUGUUAUAUUUGAAUUUAUUUUUGAAAAAAUGUCUAUAAUUGUCUUUUUCAAACUAACAAGGUUACCUUUUAUGGAAAUUUUGUUAAAUACACACACACAUAAAAAAAUUAUAUUUUAGGAUACUUAAAAAUGCUUUUUUAACUGGGUAAAAUUGUGUUUGAAAUUAAAAUUAUAAAAUAACGAUGCAA
Molecule: messenger RNA, 1823 nt
Organism: Diorhabda sublineata
Lineage: Eukaryota; Metazoa; Arthropoda; Insecta; Coleoptera; Chrysomelidae
Gene: Rpn6
Product: 26S proteasome non-ATPase regulatory subunit 11
Exons: 2
Coding region: 276-1517 (413 amino acids)
Biological process (GO): ubiquitin-dependent protein catabolic process
Cellular component (GO): proteasome regulatory particle, lid subcomplex
Molecular function (GO): structural molecule activity
Source: RefSeq, a predicted model, not a curated record